Molecule: messenger RNA, 477 nt
Organism: Klebsormidium nitens
Lineage: Eukaryota; Viridiplantae; Streptophyta; Klebsormidiophyceae; Klebsormidiales; Klebsormidiaceae
Source: the annotation of a GenBank genome assembly
AUGGCGGCUUAUCUGGAAAUAGAACCGUUUGAUAAGAUCAACGAAAGAAAGGAACACAGGGAAGAGGCAAGGUUUGAAAGGAGGCCGGCUCCUAGGGCACAGUUUCCGUGGGAAUUGCAAGAUAAACAGAGGCAAGAAGAGUCUGAUUUGGAAACAGAAGUGGAUUCAGGAGGUGCAGGCAGCAUUAACCACGACCAGUGGGAGGAAAUAGAGUUCGAUGAGGAGUCAGAAUGGAGCGAAGAGUGGUCGGAAAUAGAAGAAGCCGUGCUGCCUGAGGUAGAGGAAUUUUGGAAGGCUUCAGAGGCAUUUAGCUUUGAAGACUGGGAGGAUGCAGGCAAACUAGAUGGACUGGGAUUAGAGGUACUUUUUGAGGAGCCUUUUGAAGAAAGUGCUGUGGACGAAGUAGUGGAAGUAUUUCGAGAUGAGCAACUGGGGCUUAGCAGUGAUCUAGCUUUGUACGAUGAGAUUCAAAGCCUG